AUGCCUGCCGCUCCACUCAAUUCAUCAUCAACCUCACCCGUCACACUCCUCUCCAAACGUACCGUCGUCCCCGACCAGCCCUCCACCAUCCCCGACCUCAAGCUCUCCGCCUCCGACCUCCCCAUGCUCUCCUGCCACUACAUCCAAAAGGGCGCCCUCUUCUCCCGUCCCUCUCCCUCCUCCUCCGCCUCCCUCCUCCUCCUCCUCCAAUCCUCCCUCGCCCACACCCUCUCCCUCUUCCCUCCCCUCGCCGGCCGCCUCUCCACCGACCCCAAAACCGGCCACGUCUACAUCACCUGCAACGACGCCGGCGCCGAUUUCAUCCACGCCUCCGCCCCCCGCAUCUCCGCCACCCACAUCCUCGGGUCGGGUCGGACGCCCGACUUCGUCAACGGGUUCUUCUCCCACGACCGCACCGUCAGCUACCACGGCCACACCCUCCCCCUCCUCGCCGUACAGGUCACCGAGCUCGCCGACGGCGCCGUCUUCAUCGGCUGCUCCGUCAAUCACGCCGUCUGCGACGGUACUUCCUUCUGGAAUUUCUACAACGCAUUCGCCCGGGUCGCCCGCGGAGUGAAGCGGAUCCCCUGCUUACCCGACUUCACCCGCCACGGCGACAAUCCUCUCAUGUCCUCCGCCGUCCUCAAACUCCCUCGCGGCGGGCCGCGUGUCACCUUCGACGAAACUGCGCCGUUUAGCGAGCGGAUUUUUAAAUUCAGUCGUGAAGCGGUUCUUAAGCUGAAAGCGGUUGUCAACGAGAAGAAGGACAACGCCGGGUGGGUUGGGGUCGGGGUCGGGUACGGGUUCGACCCGGUGGAGAUGAUGGGGAAGCAGAGCAACGACCCGUUCUAUUAUUCAAAUUCGAACCAGCAGAAGAAGCUGCUGUCGAACGGCGUCGUAUUGGAGGAGAAGGAGAUUUCUUCGUUUCAGUCCUUGUGCGCGCUGGUGUGGCGCGCGGUGACACGUGCGAGGAAUUUGAGUCCGACCAAAACGACGACGUUUCGGAUGGCGGUGAACUGCCGCCACAGGGUGGAGCCCAAGAUGGACCCGAUGUACUUCGGGAACGCGAUCCAGAGCAUCCCGAGCCACGCGACGGCGGGGGACGUGGCGUCGCGGGGGCUGCGGUGGCUGGCGGAGCGGCUGAACGAGAGCGUGAACGCGUACGACGACGCGAAGGUGAGGAGCGUGGUGAAGGAUUGGGAGGCGAGCCCGCGGUGCUUCCCGCUGGGGAACCUGGACGGGGCGUCGAUGACGAUGGGGAGCUCGCCGCGGUUCCCGAUGUACGACAAUGAUUUCGGGUGGGGCCGGCCGCUGGCGGUGAGGAGCGGGAAGGCGAACAAGUUCGACGGCAAGAUGUCGGCUUUUCCCGGGAGGGAAGGCGGCGGGACCGUGGAUCUGGAGAUCGUUUUGGCGCCGGAGACGAUGGCCGCGAUUGAAGCGGACCGCGAGUUCAUGCAAUAUGUUUCGAGAUGA
Linum tenue is the source of this 1473-nucleotide messenger RNA. Lineage: Eukaryota; Viridiplantae; Streptophyta; Magnoliopsida; Malpighiales; Linaceae. The record is from the annotation of a GenBank genome assembly.